AUGAUGUACGGGAAACGGUAUUUUCGUUUACUCGUGGCGGUUGCCAUAUUUUUCAUUGUGGUGAAUUCAAAAUUAAAACAUCAAAAUUUUUAUGAUGUUGUUAAUGCUUUCCCUCUCAAUUCUUCCUUAAUCGACGAUAAGAAAUAUCACAAGUCUGAAUUAACAAUUUAUACUGAUCCUGCUAAUUUAGUGAAGGAAAAAUCUACUGAUUUUGAAUUUAUUAAACAAGAUAUGUGCCGUGAUUUAAAAUUCACCGGCGACUUCAAAAUUUCUGAUCAAGCUUAUUUAGAAGCUGAUUUUAACAGUAUAAAAAAUGCAUUAAAAGAAAAUCCAGAUUAUGAAAAAAUAAUUGAAAUUGCUAAAACUAGAUUUAAACCAACAAUUCCUGAAGAGAAACAAUGGUUUAGAUUUGGUGGUUCUUCAGUUUGGUUACCUCAAUAUAAUUUACAUUAUAUGGUUAGUCGUGUUUUGUAUUCACCUUCUGGUAUUCCUAAUAAAUCAUUUGUUUCAUUUUUAUAUAUUCAAUUAUUUGAUAAAGAGUGGAAAGAAUUACCUCCCAUGCAAUUACAAAUCCCUUAUGUUAGCAAUCUUGUUGAAAAUAGAUUAAAUCUGGACGGGUCAGUUAAUCAAAAUAUUUUAGAUAAAACUGUUAGUUAUCGUGAAGUGAAAUAUCCUUCAUUUUUACCAAUUCCAAUUGAAUAUUUGACUCAAACUGAAAAUGGUAAAUAUUAUUAUGGUCCUGAAGAUCCAAGAAUGUUAACUAGAACUAAUCCUUUAGGUUUUGAUGAACCUUUAAUCGUUUUCAAUAUGAAAUCAGUUAAAUUAGUUAAGAGAGUUAUGCAUCGCUAUUUACCAUUUUCUCAUGAUUUGGCAGUUUUGAAAAAAAGAAAUGAACCUUGGGCUAAUAUUGAAAAAAAUUGGACUCCAUUUAUUAGUAGUACUAACUCUUCAGCUUCAGCUAAAUCAUUUGUUAAUUUCAUCUAUUCAAUUGAUCCAUUAGAAAUUUUAACUUGUGAAAUUGAUACUGGUAUCUGUGAUUUCUUACAAAAACCAAUUAAAGAUGAUUUGAAUUAUAUUGGUCCUUUGAGAGGUGGUUCUCAAUUAGUUAAUAUUCCAUUUGAUGAAGUUAUUCCAAAACAUAUUUUAGAUAAAUUUGAGUUGCCAAAGAAUCGUCAAGUUUAUGUUGGUUGGGCUAGAGCUCAUUUAAAUAAAUGUGGCUGUGGUGAAUCGAUGUAUAGACCUAAUUUAAUUGUUUUGGUUGAAGAUUAUAAUCCAGAUACUCAAAAAUUUUAUUAUAAAUUAGGUGAUGUUUCUGAAUAUUUCGACUUUGAUAGUUAUGUUCCUCCAUGGACUACACCAAAAUUGAAUGAUAAAGGUGAAUUAAUUGAAGAAAAAGAGCCCCCAAAACAAUGUACUGGUAGAAAUGUUUUAAUACCUAAUUCAAUUGCUUAUUGGAGUAUUGAAUCAAUUGUUCAAGAUCGUGUUUCUUAUCCUCGUAAAUAUUUCCAUAAAAUUCCUACUUUUGAACAAUUAGAUGAUAAAAAAGCCAUGAAGGUUACAAAAGUUGAACCGGGUCAUUUAAAGAAAAGAACAACUGAUUAUCCAAUCUAUUUUAAUGAUUAUAUGGGCGUUACAUUAUCAGCUGCAGAUUCUGAUGUUAGUAUUGUUCACCUUAAAGGUUUUUUAAAUUAUAUUUUAAAUUUACCAUCCUUGUAUGAUCCAAGUACUCAAGUUUUGGAUGAUUCAUUAUUUCAACCUCGUGGAUACACCUUCAAUAAUGAAUGUGCUAUGGAUGGUAGUCAUGAUUAUUGUAUAAGAUACGCUGAAGCAAAUGGGGGUGUCACAGAAUAUCCACCACCUGCUGAAACAGAUAAAAACGUAAUAAUAGAAACUUACUUAUAA
Molecule: messenger RNA, 1902 nt
Organism: Hyphopichia burtonii NRRL Y-1933
Lineage: Eukaryota; Fungi; Ascomycota; Pichiomycetes; Serinales; Debaryomycetaceae
Gene: BMT7
Product: Bmt7p
Exons: 3
Coding region: 1-1902 (633 amino acids)
Molecular function (GO): mannosyltransferase activity
Source: RefSeq, a predicted model, not a curated record